Messenger RNA from Pelobates fuscus (common spadefoot toad), 1188 nucleotides. RefSeq names its product homeobox C10 (gene HOXC10). Gene Ontology annotation, molecular function: DNA-binding transcription factor activity, RNA polymerase II-specific; RNA polymerase II cis-regulatory region sequence-specific DNA binding. The transcript has 2 exons. Gene Ontology annotation, biological process: regulation of transcription by RNA polymerase II. Gene Ontology annotation, cellular component: nucleus. The coding region runs from base 107 to 1177 and encodes 356 amino acids. The record is from RefSeq and is a predicted model, not a curated record. Lineage: Eukaryota; Metazoa; Chordata; Amphibia; Anura; Pelobatidae.
UGGUGGGGGCCAAUGCGUGGAUAAUUAUGGUGCUGAUAUUUUUCCCUAAAAAAAAAAGAUGUCAGCCUCUGGCUGUAGUAUUCCUCUUUAAAAAGCCUCUCUGAAAAUGUCAUGUCCCAGCAAUGUGACUCCUAACUCGUUUUUGAUGGACUCCUUGGCCGGUAGCUGCAGAGGAGAGAAUUAUUCCUCCAACCAAGGGAUGUAUAUGCAGUCUGGGAACGAUUUCAGCUGUGGGGUGAUGAGAAACUGUGGGAUUGUCCCUUCUCUCACCAAAAGGGAUGAGGUGAACAACCCCAGCCUGUCUCUCAACACCUACCCAUCCUACCUAUCUCAACUGGACAAUUGGUGUGAGCCCAAAAAUACCUACAGGAUUGAGCAACCUGUUGCAAGGCAGCUGUCUGCAUGCUCCUUCCCAACAAAUGUCAAGGAGGAAAAUGUGUGCUGCAUGUACAGUGCUGACAAAAGGGCUAAAAAUGCCACAGAGACUGCUCUCUAUCCAAACCAGAUGCCUGAGACUCGCCCAAGUGACCAUGAAGUUCCUGUGCCCAGCUACUACAGAGCUAGCCAAGGUUACCCCAUGGAGAAAAGCCACAACCCAGGCGAGUUUGAGACAAGUUUUGAGAACAGGACGAAUCUGAACCCAAGAAAUGAGAUUCUGGAUCAGCAGCAGCAGCAGCAACAUCAGACAGGGGCCAAGGUGGGGUUCCCUGAAAACACAAAGACAGACAACCAGAACCUGGCUACCAACCUGAGUACCAACUCCAGUACUGCUGGGGCCAGCGAGAUCAAGACAGAGAAGAGCCAGAUUGCUGCUCCCAAAUUACCAGCAUCAGAGGGGGACAAGGAACUGGGGAAAAAUACUGAUAGCAGCACUGACAACUCUGACAACGAAGCAAAAGAGGAUAUAAAGGCAGAAAACGCUACAGGAAAUUGGCUGACUGCUAAGAGCGGAAGAAAGAAGAGAUGUCCUUACACUAAGCAUCAGACCUUGGAAUUGGAGAAGGAGUUCUUGUUUAAUAUGUACUUGACCCGCGAGCGCCGCCUAGAGAUUAGUAAGAGUAUCAACUUAACAGACAGACAAGUGAAAAUCUGGUUUCAAAACCGCAGGAUGAAACUGAAGAAAAUGAACAGGGAGAACCGAAUUCGAGAACUGACAUCCAAUUUUAAUUUUACUUGAGGUCCUUAACA